Molecule: messenger RNA, 1084 nt
Organism: Archocentrus centrarchus (flier cichlid)
Lineage: Eukaryota; Metazoa; Chordata; Actinopteri; Cichliformes; Cichlidae
Product: prolactin-2-like
Exons: 5
Coding region: 44-643 (199 amino acids)
Biological process (GO): positive regulation of cell population proliferation; positive regulation of receptor signaling pathway via JAK-STAT; response to nutrient levels
Cellular component (GO): extracellular region
Molecular function (GO): hormone activity
Source: RefSeq, a predicted model, not a curated record
CAAGGAGAAGAAGCGGCGGCUGACGGACAGCAGAAGAAGAGAGAUGGCUCAGAGAAAAACCAGCAAACUUUUCAUGACAGUGUUGUGUGUGGUGACGAUGUGCAGAGCCGUCCCCAUCAGCGACCUGAUCUAUCGAGCCUCUCAACACUCUGACAAACUGCACUCGCUCAGCACAAUGCUGACCCAGGAGCUGGGCUCUGAUUUAACUCCUAUAGGCAGGGUGCUCGCGUGCCACACAUCUUCUCUACAGACACCCAGCGACAAGGAGCAAGCACUCCAAGUAUCAGAGUCGGAUCUGUUGUCCCUGGCUCGCUCUUUGCUCCAAGCCUGGUCGGAUCCUCUCGUCAUCCUGUCCUCCUCCGCUAACGCCCUCCCUCACCCAGCCCAAAGCAGCAUAUCCAACAAGAUCCAAGAGAUACAGGAGUACUCCAAAAACCUCAAAGAUGGCCUGGAUAUACUAUCUAGCAAGAUGGGUCCAGCUGCUCAGACCAUCACUUCACUGCCCUACACAGAAAGCAACAACAUCGGCCAGGACAAGAUUACCAAACUGCUGUCCUGCUUUCGUCGGGACUCUCACAAGAUUGACAGUUUCCUGAAAGUCCUGCGCUGCCGGGCAGCAAAGAUCGAACCCGAAAUGUGCUGAAGCGUGAGCGGCCAGCUUGACCCUGUGGGGAGAUCGUUCUUAAAGCUUGUAUUGCUUACCAAGUAAAGAAUUGCUCACGCUAGGAAUUUACUACCUUAGAUAUUAUCCAGUUUGCUAAUUAGUAAGCAUCAUGAAGUUUCAGAGGAUAAACAUGAGGAGGAAUUAUAAGGCAUAUGCACACAGGAAGUCAUCCUUUGUUUGAUAUUUUAAGCACAGUCCAAAAAACAUUGAUCAUAGUGUCCACUGGUCACUGAGGAAAAUCUGUGUGCAAACUCUCCUGUGACUCCUUCUGUUGAAGCAGAUUCCCCUGAAAGCUAAUCUACUGAAGCAGAAAUCUAGGGCUUCAAAUUUUCUUCCUAACUAAUGCUUAACUGAUGAGAAACUGCAGCAUUUGCUCUUUAGAUUGAAUUAUAUCUUCUGAAAAAUAUAUAAAAAAAUGAA